Molecule: messenger RNA, 1741 nt
Organism: Scheffersomyces amazonensis
Lineage: Eukaryota; Fungi; Ascomycota; Pichiomycetes; Serinales; Debaryomycetaceae
Product: thiolase family protein
Exons: 1
Coding region: 405-1604 (399 amino acids)
Biological process (GO): phenylacetate catabolic process; fatty acid beta-oxidation
Cellular component (GO): peroxisome
Molecular function (GO): acetyl-CoA C-acyltransferase activity
Source: RefSeq, a predicted model, not a curated record
AUUCAACAUAUCCUAUAUAAACAUAUUUGAUGAAGCUUUAUCAGACACUAUAUAUGGUUAAAAUUAAAAAAGAGAGAAAGAACGGCAACCUAGUUCAGUACUGGAUUCUGACGAUGAUCCUUUUCCGUCUAGCUUAUUUUUGAAACAUAGCAAAUUGCGGAAAAGUGCCUCCUCAAAAAUAUGAAGUAUUGUGAUUAAUAGCGGCGCCUAACUACACGGAAGAUUGUAGAUGACUCUUGUUGUAGAAGUAAUUUGGAAUCCCGUUAAGAAAGGUCUAUUCCGUCACCGGAUUUACCCUUUUCCGUACCAUAGUACUGAUUAGUUGAUUACUAUAUAUAUGAAAAAGAAGUGCAAAUACAUGUUUAAAGCAAGAACUGAAUAGAAAUUGAGCUAUAAACAAAGAAAUGUCGUUAAAAAAGUCAGCUACUGAUAUAGUCAUAUUAUCUGCAAGAAGAACACCAGUCACAAAGUCUAUUAAGGGUGGGUUAGCCAAACUUUAUCCAGAAGAAUUACUCUAUGAAGUCUUGAAAGGUUCAUUAGAAAGAUCACAAAUAGAUCCUAAUUUAAUUGAUGAUGUCUUGGUGGGUACAGUUUUGCAGACAUUAGGUGGUCAAAAGGCCUCUGCCUUAGCAAUUAAGAAAACGGGGUUUCCUAUCAAAACCACAGUCAACACGAUCAACAGGCAAUGUGCAUCUUCAGCCCAAGCUUUGACCUAUCAAGCAGGAGCAUUGAAUUCAGGUGAAAAUCAGUUUGUGAUAGCUGCAGGUGUCGAGUCUAUGACUCAUGAUUACUUCCCUCACAGAGGUAUACCCACCAGAAUUAACGAAUCCUUUAAGGCAUCUGCUAGUGACGAAGCACAAAAUGUUUUAAUGCCAAUGGGGAUAACUAGUGAAAAUGUGGCUUCGAAGUAUGGAAUUUCUAGAGAAGAUCAAGAUCGUUUUGCAGUUGAAUCCCAUUUAAAGGCAGCUAGGGCCACUGAAUCAGGACAUUUUGCUAAAGAGAUUAUUCCAGUAAAAGCUAGAGUAUCAGAACCAGAUCAACCACUAGAGUACAAGUUAAUUGAUAAAGAUGACGGUGUUAGAGCCAGUUCCACUUAUGAAAAGUUAUCUACUUUAAAACCCGUCUUUGCAGAAGAUGGUACUACAACUGCUGGUAAUUCAUCGCAAAUCUCUGAUGGUGCAUCUGCCGUAAUUUUAACUACACGAGCCAAUGCAGACAGAUUGGGCAUAAAACCAAUUGCAAGAUUCAUUGGAUCAUCUGUUGCGGGUGUUCCAUCUGCACUUAUGGGCAUUGGCCCUUCGGCCGCUAUUCCACAGUUAUUAGAUCGCUUAAAAGUCUCUAUUAACGAUAUUGAUAUUUUCGAAUUGAAUGAGGCAUUUGCUUCUCAAUCUUUAUACUGUAUUGAGAAGUUGGGAAUUGACCAUGCUAAAGUUAACCCUUAUGGUGGUGCUAUAGCUUUAGGUCAUCCUUUGGGAGCUACCGGUGGUAGAGUUAUUUCUACCUUAAUUAAUGGAUUAAAGAGCCAGAACAAAGAAUUAGGUGUAGUUUCGAUGUGUACUUCUACCGGGCAAGGUUAUGCUGGUUUGUUUGCUAACGAAAACUAGUUAUGAGUGUUGAAAAUGCAUAUAGACAUAAUACAAUAUAAAAGUGAUUACCAAUGAAGCUUAUUAGUAGACGAAUAUACUUUUAACCCCAAGUAUAGAAUUCACGAUUCAAUAAACCAAGUAAUCUAAAUAGCAAC